Molecule: messenger RNA, 4806 nt
Organism: Symbiodinium necroappetens
Lineage: Eukaryota; Dinophyceae; Suessiales; Symbiodiniaceae
Source: the annotation of a GenBank genome assembly
GUCCGCAAUGCAAUCUUCCGGAACAAUGCUGCGCAAUCAAAUGGCGGUGGGCUGGCCAUAUUUGCGAAUGGACCUUCACGCAUUGAGAUCAACAAUUCCAUUAUCGAAGGGAAUCUUGCAAACGGACAAGGUGGCGGGAUAUACUGCACCGAGCUGGUAAACAUGCCGGCGGCCCUCGUGCUCAACAACGUGGAAAUCCGCGGCAACGAAGCCUAUGGAGGUGGAGGAGGCUUGUCGUUUGACUGCACUUCCUUGGAUAUGGCAGGUGGCAGUGUGUCCAACAACAGCGUCCUUUCGGGCGGCAAGGGUGGCGCCCUUCAAGUUGGACAAAAGCUUCGAUGUGGUUCAGACCCCAUCUUCAAGGAUGUUAAAUUCAAGGGUAACACUGCAACAACUGGUGCUGUCGCUUACUUCAGCAGCGCAUACCCAUCGUGCGCCAUUCCGAUCCUGGAAGAUGAUGACAGCAGGUGGAACCCAUCUGUUCCAUCUGCUUGGCACUGGACCGACUUUAGCGCUGCUGUGUCGGGCAAUUCCGCUAUCCUUGGCAACCUGCAAGCCACGUCACCGGUCGCCAUCGUCGCAACUUCCUGUCAAGGUCAGGAAGUCUGCGAACGUCAGAGCCUUCUCACGAUGGAGGGCUUUCCUGGGAUGAGUUUGUUCUUCGGGGCGAUGCUCCUCGACAGCUUCAACCAGGUCACCAUAGACGACACAUUGCAGCUCGAGCUGGUCAUUUCACCUGGCUCCACAUGCCUGCUUGACGGAGUUCUGCAGCAUCGUAUAACUCAAGGUCUGGCUACAAUUCAGUCAGUCAAGGUGCUAGCGAUGGUUGGGACGAUUUGGAACUCCAUUUGCAAAUUCAAAGUCCGCCUGCCCCUCUCCAUCAUUACAUUGAAGAAAGUCGUGCCUUUGGAAGUGCACCUUCAUAUGGGGCCCUCCGCCGUGACAUGCCCUUCCGGGUGGAUUUCCUCCGGCGGACAGCAGGCCACUCGCGAGUGCCAAGCCUGUCCAGCGGGAAGUUUCGCUGUUCCUGGCGCAUCGAGCUGCACAGCUUGCCCCGCCGGUCGCUUCAACCAGGAAGCGGGCACUGCUGACUGUCUCGUUUGUCCUCCAGGUCAUGGGUGCCCGGCGGGAACAAGCAUUCCUGCUCCGUGCCCACGUGGAUAUCACCAGGACCAGGAAGGAGGUUCCAGUUGCUCGCGCUGUCCUCGGGGUACCUACACGCAGCAGACUGCCUCCGUGAACUGUACGGAGUGUGUCCUGGGCAUGAUCACCUUGGAAACGGGCUCAGACUCGGCGUCGUCCUGUCUGUGCUCCGACGGCUCGUUUGUGGUGAACGGCAAGGGCUGCACGCCAUGCCCUGCUGGGAUGCUAUGUGCAGCUGGAUUGGCGCCUCCACUCCAGCAGGCGGGCUACUGGGCAGAGGUUGAAGAUGCAAGCCGUGGGCUUUACUCAGUGUUCCAAUGCCGUAACGCAGACGAAUGCCCUGAAGGAAAGCCUGAGAUCUGUGCACCCGGGCGAACCAACUUGGCUUGCAACAACUGCCUGCCAAAAUAUUAUCCCACAGGAAACGGAGAUUGCAAGGCCUGCGAGGAUUACGACACUUUGGGGUUUUAUGUUGCAGUGAUCGUGAUGUGGUGUGGGGCCGCGAUCCUUUUACGGGUGAUGAGCGUUGGCAUCAGUCAGAGCAGCUUGAGCAAGCUAACUGUCCUGGCUGUGGGCAACCAGCUGGUCAUGGUCAUUCAGACUUUCUCAACUAUUUCAAAGCUCCAAAUUGCAUGGCCGGAGCCGGUAAAAACCCUGAUUGAGUUCGCGGACCUCAUCAUGAUGAUCAACUUGGACUUCGUGAAAAUCGCGUGUGUGAGUCAACAUGACCAUCCUGUGGUGAAGCUUCUGGGGCAGCUGCUGGCUUUUCCUGUGCUGGCUCUUGGAUUGGGCUGCGUUUGGCUGAUUCAGAAAUAUUUGAAGCCGAACCAGCGGCUGGACCACCUCAUCAAUGUUCUCGGCUUCAUCCUCUUCGCUUUCUUCCUCAGUCUAGCGCUAGCAACGAUGUUGCCAUUCCAAUGCAUCUCGAACCCCAACGGGACCAGCUCAAUGGCCAACAAUCCGGGGGUUCUGUGCUACGAAUCGGAAGACCACUUUGUGCUUGUCAUCGUCGCGGGUGUUGGAAUCAUACUUUACCCAGUGAGCAUCAUGGCCUGGGCUGCGUGGGCGACGUACUUAUACCCAUCUCGAGCCGCCACAGGAAAAGGCAUCGCGACGUUGUACCGCUACCGCUUCUUCUUCCAGCGCUUCACUCCUCAGUGCUAUUUUUUCGGAUUGUUUCUUCUCUUGCGCAAUUUCUUGCUGGCGCUCGCGCCGAUUGUCCUCGUCCCAGUCCCAGCAUUGCAAAUUGUGGCAGUCGGGACCAUGCUGCUGGCCAGCCUCGCGCUGCAGACGCGGCUAUGGCCAUGGCGUACACGCGAAUCGAACGUUGCUGAUCUUCUCAUGAUGCAGUUUGUCGUCAUCGUCCUGCUUGGUGUAUCACCACUUCUGGAAAUCGAUGAGACAGAAGCAGCAACUCUACUGGGGACACUGCUUUGUGUGCCCGUACUGGCUCCGCUGGUUCUCGCCGUCGUCGUGAUGAUUUGGAUGGGCUGGCGCUCUUUGCAGAAGACAGCUCGCUAUGACGUCUUCCUUUGUCACCAUAAAGGUGGUGCAGGAGCGUUGGCUCGUUAUAUCAAAAUGCAGCUUACAACGCUGACAGGCUGCAGCGUGUUCUUGGAUGCCGAUUGCCUGGAGAGCCUGGAUGGCCUUUUUGACAUCGUGCGGGAGCAGACCAAGAACUUCGUUGUCAUCUUGACCCAGGAGCUGCCGAAGCGCAUGUGGUGUGCGGGCGAAGUCGCAACGGCUCACAAGAAUGCGAUCCUCACCGUGCCAGUGAAAUGCGAUGGUUUUUUGAGCUACACGGAAAGCCAGAUCGAUGUCAUACCGCAAAUGUGGUCUGCUGACGAACAACAUGCUCUAAGUUGUCGAGGCAUCUCCACAUCAGAUGUCGUGAACUCCUUGAAAGUCCUGCUGGCGCUGCAUGGCGUGAUGAUGCCGCGCUUCGGCAGAGAUGCCGAAAAGCAUGAAGCCAUCGAGAAGAUCGCUUUGAGAUGUGCCCUGUCGCGCAAGACGUACAGUGCAGAAAACGGCACGACUUCCAAGGCUCGGAUCCUGAUGACGGGUGCUGUGCAAGAUGCGGAAGCCCUAAGUGUUAUCGAGAUAUGCCAGCACAUGGUCCAGAAGCGGCUGCAAGUGACCUGUGCCAUUGUCCGGACGGAGCUCGAGGUCCGCAUGAUGAUGGCCUAUGCAUCCUAUUUUGUGGUUCUGCUGUCGCGGGGAAUGCUACGUGAUCCGUCUUUUGCUCGACUUCUGCUCGCAGCAACGGCUGUUGUUCAGUACUUGUCAGUGUUGUUUCCCCAUGCGGCUCUGUACCAACCAGACCCUCUCGACAAGUUCACGGGCCUCGGAACGACAUUUGGAACUGGGUUGCGAAAUUUCUGGAUGGUUCCGAUUUCUACGACGAACUUCGCCAUUUCGGACUUGGCUUCGGACAUCAGGUUGGGGGCCGACUCGAACAAGCCUACCGCUGCCUGGCUGCGGAGAUGUGCUUUGCUGCAGCUGCUCGCGCUACCACUCUCCCCGCAUGGGUCAUCCGCUCUCAUCAAGAAACAAAUCGAGGAAGUCUGCGGGAGGUUCCGGAAGUAUCAGAACAACGCGGAGGGGUUGGCCCAGGAUCUGGAAUCUGACGAGGCAUUGCAGAAAUGCGCCAACUCCCUGGAUCCAGCCGACUUCAAUGCUGUGGAAACUGCGUCGUGCUCAAGCCCCGCAAUCACUCCACACUUGGACAGCAGCAUGUUUUGUCCGAGCCCAGGUGCAAUGAGUGUACGAAGUUAUGACAUGCCACUGGAAAUGCUGAUGGAGUCCGUCAUAGAUGAGAAGUCGAUGGGCCGCAUCGAAGACAUUGACGAAGAUGAUCCGGUUUUCGUCACGAACGGGGGCAUGUGCGACGGCGAAGAAAUAGAGGAGGCCGUGCGGCUUCAACUUGCGCCUCUGGAGCAGCGGGUUCUUCAGGUUCAUCAGGACCUCUUGCCUUUGCACGUUCAUGGUGUUCACCUUGACCAACCUGGCUGCAUCAAUACGCAGGAGAUCCCCCUCCCGCUCCAGGUGACGGCAGAAAGUCCUGUCCUUCCACCGCCAAGUCUGCCGAGCAGCUGCCUGCGACAGUCUGCCGUGGUUCCGGCCACAGAGAUCGCACCAUGGAAGCGGAACAGCGCGGGUAGCCUCGAGAUGCCUGAGGACCGGCAAGCGCCCAGCCUUUCCAGAGAAGCUCCGGCCAAGCUCACGGUGUCCUUCUCCAAGAGCGCAAUGAUGGGGGAGAAAAAGAGGAAUUCUGGGACCCCCAUCCCGCUGGCAAAGUCGGUGACCACUUUCCACUUCAAUGAGUCGGACAUGCCAUGGCACAGACGAAUGUGCCACCAGCUCGUGCGCAAUGCCCGCUUUGAGCUGCUGGUGAUGAUGACGCUGCUGGCAUCGUCAGCAACCUUGGGGGUUGAAACGCAUGUGGCGAUGCAGGAUAUCCAUUCAGAGCCGCAUGUAAUUUUCCGCAUAUUCGACAUCACCUGGUGCGUGGCGUUCGUGUUGGAGCUCGUGUUCCGCAUUUUCGCAGACGGCAAGAUGUUCUUCAGCAUAAGAAACCCAGAGUAUGGAUGGAACUGGAUGGACACUUUCUUUGUCGCCAUAUCGACUGCCGAUGAAGCGGUUGUGCUGCUAGGAUUUGCAAUC